AUGACAACUGUUCUCUUGUUGCCCCCUGCCCAUAUGAACGACCCGGUUCUUGGUCUGGGGGCGGCACCUUCCAAGAGGCUAAGAAGCUGCUCUGACUGCGGACGGCGACCUGUCUUCGGUCCCGUGGGAGGGGCUGCCGUUCACUGCUCCCUGCAUCGGCAUCGGGAGGACAUAGAUCUGAUCAACCCCAAGUGCCAGUACUCCUCAGGCUGUUCUAAGAAUGCAGUCUUCGGCGGGUCGGAUACAGGCUGGAAGAGAAUGUUCUGCUCUGAGCACAGCUGUCUCCACCACGACAAUCUAGCCAAGAAGAGGAAAUCUGAGCAGCAAGGUUAUCCAGCGUUCGACCUUUUCAACCAAGCAGAAGCACAUCCGAAAAUCAGGAGGAGGAGAUUGCGGAGAGCUGCUUUCAAGCCUGAGUUUCAACUGAUGUCGAACUACCCGGCUGUUCGGAAGUCGACGACGCCUAUCAACGUCAAACUGCUUCCUGAGAGGAUGGUCAAUGACUCGCAGAAAAAUUUCAUGAGCCCCGUGCAAGAAGCUCUUGAUCUCACGUUGAAUCUCAAGUCGUACCCGCCGCUGAACAGGACGCACGGAAGCUGCAUUGUUUGCCUUGACAGGAGCAUAUGCUGGGGAGCAGCAGUGGAAGAUAGGCUGUGGAGAUACUUCUUGUGCAGAAGCUGCAAGAACCUCACCAAUUCAACUUGUGUGCUGUUGAGCAAGAAAUGCGAGUCUUGCAGUCGAUAUGGAAACUGGGCAUCCAAGGAAAAGGGCAGGAAAAGGGGCAGGCCGAUGUUCUGCCGCCUCCACAAGGACCCUAAACACGUGUCGGUCUCGCAUCAACGACAUUUCUGCACCCAGCCUGGCUGCAGGAACCGAGCUUGUUUUGGGACAAUCGUGCAAGGUGCUCCGAAUCGACAGCAUUGCUCCUUGCACAGACUGCCGGAGGAGAAGGACCUUGUCCACAGAACGUGCGAAGGAGACGACGGGACUUGCUCCAAGUUUCCAGUCUUCGGGGAUCCCACCGAGAGAAUACCGCGAUGGUGCAGGGCCCAUCGGAAAGAGGGGGUGCAUGUGGACGUGAAGCACUUUCGUUGUGAGUUCAAGGGUUGCCGCCGUCACCCGAUCUACACCAGGGCGAACAAGACGAGGCCCUCGAUCUGCAGCGAGCACAAGGAGGAGGUGGAGGGGCAGACGAUGGUGGUGGAGAAGGGGAUGAAGCAAGAAUCGAACAGAAGCUCCGAGAGCCUUUCAGAGCCCAGCCAGACCGCCGGCUAUGCUCCGCCAGACCCCACGAAGCCGAAGAGGCUGGUGAAACAUGACGACGACGACGACGAUGAUGAUGAGUCCGAUAUUCCAGAUGAUGUCAGCUUCGGGUGGCAAGAGCAAGCCUUUCUGAACGCAAGCUCGGCCUUGCCUCCCCAUCAGCACAACUUGUCGUAUGAGAUUUCUGUGAGGAGCGCCGACAUGAUACAGACAGAAGUUUCUGUCCACCACAGCUCCAAGACUUCCAUCUCGUCUUGUCAUACUGACAACAUCAUGGCAGCAGCAAACAUGCUCAUCUCGUCCAUGCAGAAGACGUUCGCUGCUGGCCUGUCUGGCGGCGCGAAGGCUGCCGACUCGUCCGAUGCUCAGCCCAGCGACGCAGAAAUGUAA
Guillardia theta CCMP2712 is the source of this 1653-nucleotide messenger RNA. RefSeq lists its product as hypothetical. The coding region runs from base 1 to 1653 and encodes 550 amino acids. Lineage: Eukaryota; Cryptophyceae; Pyrenomonadales; Geminigeraceae. The record is from RefSeq and is a predicted model, not a curated record. The transcript has 18 exons.